CUCUUAUCACACCUCAAAUUGACUGUCAAUCAAUCUUAAUCCAUCUCACGCCCAAGCCCUCCAUGGCCACCAUGCUCAAUGCCGCUCGUCCUCCUCAGCCCGUCAAGGCGGAACACCACCCCUCGCCACCGCCGGAAACAACCCCUAUCAAAAAAGAGCAGAAAACCCUCACCAACCCAACCAAUCCAGCACCACUACCAAAAGCUUUCAAAAUCCAUCGACAGCAACAACCUAGUUUCAUCAAUUCAGUGACCCAGCUUCGCGAUCUCUCCACUGCCCUAGCCGCCUUUCAACGCCGCUACGACGAGUUGCAGGAACACCUCGAUUUCAUUGGAACCGCCAUCGACUCCAAUUGGCCAAAACACCUGGACGCCGAUCCCUCGCAAGAAUUGGCAGUCGUUCCGGUAACCGAAACCCCAGCCUCGGACACCGAUGGAAUGCCAGAAUCGGUUAAUUCCGAACAAAAGAGGGUUGAGGAGAAACCGUCUCGAUCCGAGCUUGAAUUCUUGUGCGAAAUGAUGAAAGGCACAGACCUUCGUAGGUAUAUCGGAUCGCGUCUUUCAGAUAUUGCUAAAGUGAGAAAAGAAGUGACUACGGCUCUGAAAUGUGCACCGAACCCGGCAAAACUUGUCUUAGAAUGUUUCGGCCGGUUUUUUCUUCAGAGCAGCAAAGCAUUCAGUAAGGACUCUCCGCAGAUUCGGUCUAGGCAAGCUUCAUUUUUAAUUUUGGAGUGUUUUCUGCUGAUGGGAUGCGAUAGUGUUGAGAUUGAGCCUGCCGUGAAAGAAGAAGCAGAAUUGGCGGCGGUGACUUGGAGGGAGCGGCUAAUGAAAGAAUGUAGCUUGGCAAAGGCUAAUGAGAUUGAAGCCCGGGGUUUGAUUCUUUUCUUGGCUUGUUUUGGCUUCCCGGGUGCGUUUAAGUUUGAUGAUGUUAGGGGUUUAAUUCAUUCCAGUAAUGCCAGGAAGAUUUCUAGUACCCUUUGUCGGUCAAAUAUUCUCAUCGCAAGGACUUCUGAGAUAAUUGAGUGGAUGGUGAAGAAAAAAAUGGAAGUUGAAGCUGUUGAUAUUGUUUAUAUUUUUGGGCUUGAAAAUAGAUUCUCUCCUCAGGCAAUUUUGACACCAUUCAUGCGACGGUCUAAAGAAACUUUUAAGAAAGUAAAAAAUUCUGCACGAAGUUCAGAUCCAGAAUUGAUUGAAGCAAACCAAAAGAAGUUAGCUGAUCUGAAAUAUGUAUUGAAGUGUUUGGAGGAUCAUGAGAUCGAUCCCUUUAAGGUUCUUCCUGAAUGGAAUAUCAAAGAAACUAUAUGUGGAUUGGAGAAAGAAAUUGCUGAUUUGCGUAAAACAGUAGGUGAUGCCAAAGAGAGAAGCAGAAGAGAAGGUAAUCCCAAAGAGAAGGUGACGCCAAAGAGAAAAGCAGAUGAAAUUGAGUCCCCGAUAAAAACCCAAGAGGUAAGGCCAUCGUGGAUUGGGGGUUAUGGGCCGCAACGACAGAUGGCUGCUGGUUAUGAGGAUGCCCAGAACCCUUACAAUGGUUUGACAUCAAUGAACUUGUCGGAUGGUAGGCUCUCUUCUCACAUCAAUAGUUAUUCUGCUUCCCCAUCAGUAUUGCAUGGAUAUGGUGCAGGGCCAUCUUCCUCAAAUGUUAUCAGCUCAGCAGCAGGAAGUGAGAGUAGUGUGCUCGCUGCUGGCAUGUUGGCAGGUAGUGGUGGUAUUCUGCCUUCUGGUUCAGUUGUGGGGGUAUAUGGCGGGGUGCAAGCUGAUAAUGGCAGACAAGUGAUGAAUCAGGAUCAUCUAUAUGGGUGGCAUGGGGAUGCAGCCUUCCGCACAGGGGGGUUUGGUCAUAGCUUAGCAGGACAGCCUGCAGCUAUUGGUGUUAAUGGUUUGUACAGGCCAUCGUCAACAAUGGAGGGCUUUGCGGGGUUUCCAGAUCCCCCAGGUGGUUCGAAUCGGAGUUCAUCCUCUGAUCUCUAUCAAUUCGCUGAUGCUGUUGUGGAAGGUGAGUCGUAUCGCAGCAGUGGUUCUCGCAUGGGUGGUGCGGUGCCUCCACCUGCCCAUCGUCCCUCAUACUUGUAUUGAACGAAUCCAUUCUGCCUGUAAUUGGUGUUUAUUUACUUAUUUUCUUUACCUUUUCAUUUUGACACUCUAGAUCCCUAUGUAGAGUCUCGCAGAAGUAUCAAGAGGCCGUGUUUGGCAUGUUUAUAGAACUUAAGCUAAACUUUGAAUUUUUUAGUUUUUGUAAUGGCAAGAAACACAUUCAUACUUUUUGUCCGUAUGAGGACUUGUCUCGGGCCUUUUUGAUGAAUACCAUGUGUGGAAAUUGCAAGAGAGUAA
Messenger RNA from Cornus florida, 2327 nucleotides. RefSeq names its product protein FRIGIDA. Lineage: Eukaryota; Viridiplantae; Streptophyta; Magnoliopsida; Cornales; Cornaceae. The record is from RefSeq and is a predicted model, not a curated record. The transcript has 3 exons. The coding region runs from base 63 to 2072 and encodes 669 amino acids.